Molecule: messenger RNA, 426 nt
Organism: Danaus chrysippus (African queen)
Lineage: Eukaryota; Metazoa; Arthropoda; Insecta; Lepidoptera; Nymphalidae
Source: the annotation of a GenBank genome assembly
AUGCACAUCAAUCAGAGUGAGUCCAGUGCGGGAGAUGGUGGGAUGAUGCGGUGGAUUGUGGUGGUGUUGGCCUUAGUGCUGGUUGUGGAAGCUGCUGGUCCGCGUCGGUGCGCUGGUCGCCUCGCUCGGGAGAGAUUGAAAGCGGCUGAAAAGAUCAGGGAUAAAAGGUUCUACCUAUUCUGCUGCACUUCCCCGUGCGCCAGUCCUCAGCGACGCAGCCGACCUCCGCCCACCACCAGACGCUACCAACCCUUCCACAAAACGUGGUACGGUCUCAAACACGCCCUAGAUCCAAUUCCACCUCAGAACCGGUGCGACCAGGCAUGCAUGCUGUCAGAAUCUGACCCGAGUAAAAUAUUCAACGGGAAGUAUUUAUCGAUACGCCACAUCACUAUUGAUGCAUUGUUUCAAUCCGCACAUCACUAG